This is a messenger RNA of Meleagris gallopavo (turkey), 1196 nucleotides long. NCBI's taxonomy places the organism in Eukaryota, Metazoa, Chordata, Aves, Galliformes, Phasianidae. The record is from RefSeq and is a predicted model, not a curated record.
CCGUUCCCUGCCUCCGGCCGCGCUCAGUCCACACUGUCCCCGCAGGGAUGGCCGUGCUGCGCGUGGCCUACGGGGACGUUUGGCACCUCGGGGUGUUCUGCACCGCCCCCAUCCCCAAAGGAGUCCGUUUCGGCCCGUUCCAAGGCAAAGUGGUCAACACCACCGAGAUCAAGACUUACGACGACAACUCGCUGAUGUGGGAGGUCUUUGAGUACGGACAGCUGAGCCACUUCAUCGACGGGAAGGGCACGGCCGGCAACUGGAUGUCUCUGGUGAACUGCGCCCGCUUCCCCGAGGAGCAGAACCUGACGGCGCUGCAGUGCCAGGGGCAGAUCUUUUACGAGACCUGCCGGGAGAUUGCGCCCAAGGAGGAGCUACUGGUGUGGUACGGGGAUUGCUACGUGCAGUUCCUCGGCAUCCCCAUCUGCCUGAAGGGCAUGCCGGAGGCGGGGCGGCCCCCGCAACAUCCCGAAGGUGAGAACAUGGCAGCGCCUCGGGGAUCACCCGAAUCGCGCUCGGACCCGCACUGGCGGGAGCGAAGGGACUCCGCCACCGCCCUUCCUAACGCGUGUCGGACGGCUCCGGGGGAGCCCCGGCCCGGGCUGCUCUGGGGCGGCCAUCCCGGAGCCCAAAGUGCCGCUCCCCCUCUGCCAGCCCGCUUUGCGUAGCGGUGGUAAUGUAAAGUAUCCCUCGUGGUUGCCGAGUUGUUGGUGUGGGGGGACUUUCUGCGGCGUUCUUGUUUGGGGUUUGGUUUAAUCCUACUGCACUGCGGUUAUUCGGGGAGAAAUACGUGGAGAAGGAAAGAGAGACGCCGCUGUCAGUCGAAGCUGGGUCUGAAGUCAGGGUUGUGAGAAGACAAAAGCCGGAGGGGGGUGGGGGUGCGUUGACGGCAAGAGAGGGGAACGCCGGGCGAUGGGACGCUGGGGCUGCGGUGGUGUUUUGAGGGGCGGCCGGUGGUUCGUUUCGGGAGUGGAGGGAAUGUCACUUACCUGCCUUCGAUUAGAGGCAGAGGGAAAUGUUGUUAACGUUCGAAACGUUUCCUGUAUUGUUCCUAAGUUCAGUGGUUAAGAACAAUUUAAAACCCCGAAAGAAACCAAAUAAACGCGCGUUUGUUCGAUAGCGUUUUGAAAACGACAGAAAACCUACGCGGAUCGAUGGUCCUUUUUGGGGGAACGGGAAUGGAAGGGCAGCGGCGG